AUGACCUCGUCGAAGCUACCCCCUCCACACGUCCGAGCCUGGUAUUUCUACUCGUUCGCCGCAGAGGUUUUCUCAGCGUGCGCCCUGGCCAUCUUCUUACCUAUAACUCUAGAACAACUGGCGAAAGAAAUAGGAUAUUAUGCUCCUGAUUACACCGAGCCUUGUAACAUAGCCAGUGAGGCAGACAAUGGAGAUGAGAGAAUAUGUAAAGCGCAUAUUUUGGGGGCUUGGGUAGAUCCUGCAUCAUUUAGUAUGUACGUCAAGUCUGUAGCUGUGGCUGUACAGGCGAUUUGCAUCAUAUCUAUAGGUCCAUUGGCGGAUUCUCCAUACUGGCGCAAACGUCUCCUAUUCAUCUUGACAUACACCGGAUCAUUUUCAGCUAUCCUAUUCAUCCUGUUCCCUUCCACUUCUAGCGCUCCGUUAGUUCUUCUCGCGGGUCUCCUCUUCAUCGUAGGCAACACGACCUAUUCUAUCGGCACAGUAUGCAGUAACGCCUUCUUGCCUGUCUUAGCAAGAGAAGACGACGACGUGCAAAAGGCUCUACAAGAGGCCAACGUUGUUCGAUCCGAGGAUGAAGAUCUAGACGAUAUGGCCGGAUAUAGAAGAGCAAGUUUAGAUCAAGAAGCGAAUAAUGUCAUUCCCAGUGGAUUGGGUCCAGCAGUCCGAGCACUCUCAGCUGAAGAUCUGGCAGAAUCCGAUCCUAUUGGUACCACCUCGUUGCCAAAGUCUAUGGGAAGAAAAACGCAUUAUGAGACAUUAUUAUCCCUGACCAUCUCGAGAUUAUCUUCAGUCGGUACAGCUCUAGGAUUUUUAUCGGGUGUAUCUGCACUGGCAUUACUCCUCGUACCGGUCAUACUGCUGAAAGGAAGUACUUUCUCGCUGAGACUUGCAAUCGCUCUGAGCGGGAUUUGGUGGGCGGUCUUUACGAUACCAAGUUGGAUUGGAUUACCUUCUGGAACUAAGGAAGAUGCUAACAGGACAGAGAAGAAGAGUUUCAGAGACGCAUGGAAAAGGAUUGGGAAUAUGAUUAGACCAAAGGAAAUAAGGAGUUUGCCGAAUUUGUAUUUGUUCUUGUUCGCUUGGAUAUUCUUAUCUGACGGAUUUCACACUAUCACCUACACCUCGAUAUUAUUCUGUAAAAGCGUGCUAUCAUUCUCACCUUCCGAGAUUAUCUUUAUCGGUAUCCUAGUUCAAUUCGCAGCUAUUACGUCUUCCAUAACAGUACCGAAAUUACAACAUCGUCUGACCAAGACCAAUCUCAAGAUUUUGUUUAUGGCUGUGUUGGCAGGUGGAUUGAUACCUAUAUGUGCCUGUGUGGGGUUGAUACUGGGCUUGAGGGUUCUAAGCACUAAAGGCGAAAUGUAUGUUUUAGCUACUUGGUUCGGUCUGGUAUUUGGUCCUUUCUUAAGUUAUUCGAGAGCAGUCUACACCGAACUAAUCCCACCUGGUCACGAAUCCACCUUCUUCUCCUUAUUCGCAUUUACCGACAAAUCAGCUUCCUUUGUCGGUCCAGCCGUUGUAGGGUUGAUUGCAGAUCUUACUGGUAAUUUACGAUACGGAUUUAUAUUCUUGUUGAUCAUGUUGACUGUACCUAUACCUGUGUUGCUGAGAGUCAGUGUUGGAAAAGGUAAAGAAGAUGCUCAGAAGUGGAGCGAAAGUAAAUUAGCAGUGAGGGAAGACAAUGAGGAGAUUACUGGAUUGCUAGGUUCUUCCUGA
Kwoniella botswanensis is the source of this 1716-nucleotide messenger RNA. RefSeq lists its product as uncharacterized. Bases 1 to 1716 code for a protein of 571 amino acids. Lineage: Eukaryota; Fungi; Basidiomycota; Tremellomycetes; Tremellales; Cryptococcaceae. The record is from RefSeq and is a predicted model, not a curated record. The transcript has 8 exons. Gene Ontology annotation, biological process: amino acid transmembrane export from vacuole.